AGGCCACCGCGCGCACCCUGGGCAGUGACUGAGUGGAGUGUGACAGUGGCAGAGGCAGAAACCGCUACAUCUGAGGAAUUACAGCACUACCGUUACUCACAGGCUCCUUCAGUCCGGGAUUUAACAUGAGCGCCGGGACACAGCGGAAGGACUGCGAUUCUGAACACCUCGCCUUGUAAACUCCGUCCUUGUGCUGAGCAUCGAAUAUGAACUUUUUUUCUUGACUGCACUCUACUCUUAUAUGUAAUUGUUUUUGAGCUCCUUUUUUUGGAAAGCAUGAAAAUUGCAAUAGGACUGGAAAACGUUUUUUGUUUUUUAGAGUGAGUGCCGCAGUGCGUGAUUUUACUUUUAUUUUAGUCAUCGAUUAUUAUUUAUGGCCGUUCAAUUAGCACGCGCCCGGGAAGGGCACAAAAUACUUGGCUUGAUGGACCGUUUUCCCAUAUAAAUUCGUUUGACUUGCUGUACUACAUUCCUUUUAAGCCGACUUGAUUCCUACCCAGCCAGUGUGAGUGAACUAAAAAGUAUUUCUUCAAGACCUAGACGAGAGAUUAAAUAUCAUCUUGUCAGCUGGACUGAGCAUUCUUUUGCGCGUAUUUUAUUUCUAAACUUUCCGCCGUCGCCGGAGUUUUUGCAAAGCACAUGGGACAGCGGUUUUCCAGGAACCAAAAAUUCCUUCAAGUGGUCAUAGCGCUGUCACACCGUCCAGCCUGAAGCACUUUUUCGCGUCGAGUUUCAAGGGACUGCGCGCGUCGCGUCACAGACCCAUUUAGAGCGUGAUUGCUAACAGUAACAUAACAAAUCAAUUAUUAUUUGUUUCAUAAGUUCACGUUGCUCGUCCCCGUCGCCCCGGGCGGAGCUGCUGCUCUGGAGAAAUGGGCUGACCGCAGGAGCGCCGAGGUGACACUCCCGGAGGGGACGAUGCGGCUCCCCUGCGCUGCUGUCCCGUUCUGGACCCGCGCGCUGCUGCUGCUCCUCGUGACCGUCGCGCACUGGGGGCUGUCUCGCGCCUGUCCCGAGCUCGCCGCGAGCGGCUGCAGCUGCGCAGACGAGCGCUCCAAGGCUCCCGGCGCGCCGCUUGAGCGCAAGCGAGUGAGCUGCGCUGGGGAGGAACUGUCGGAGCUUCCGCAAGUGAGCCUCCUUCCCAACAGGACCGUUACUCUGAUUCUGAGCAACAAUCGUAUCCGAGCGCUGAGAAAUGGGUCCUUCCUUGGACUCACAGCUCUGGAGAAGCUAGACCUAAGAAACAAUUUGAUCAGUACCAUCAGUCCAGGAGCCUUUCGGAGUUUGACGAGCCUUCGAAAAUUGGACCUCUCUGACAACCGAAUUGGCUGUUUGACUGUGGGAGUGUUCCAGGGACUCACCAAUCUCACUAAACUAAACCUCUCUGGCAACAUUUUCUCCACUCUGGAGCCAGGACUUUUCCAGGAGCUACCCUCCCUGAAGCUGGUGAACUUCAACUCGGAGUUUCUGUCAUGCGAUUGCGGUCUUCGCUGGGUGCCUGGCUACUUUCACUCCAGCUCUGCUCGUCUGGGCAGUGAGACAUACUGUGCCUAUCCUAGAAAGCUGCAUGGGAAACCUUUGCGUGGCCUGAAGGAGACUCAUCUGAACUGUGAUGGACCCCUGGAAUUGCACACACUGUCCCUCCUGCCCUCCUUGCGCCAGGUAGUAUUCAAAGGGGACAGACUGCCCUUCCACUGCACCGCUGCCCUGGUGGAUAAAAGCACUACGCUGCACUGGCGCCACAAUGGCCGGAUGGUGGCCUCUGACCCUGAGCAGGGAAUCCAUCUAGAAGACAGCAUUGUGCAUGACUGCACCUUCAUCACUAGUGAGCUGAUCCUCUCCAACGUGCAUGUGGAGUCCACUGGAGAGUGGGAAUGUGCAGUGUCCACUGGGCGUGGUAACACCUCCCGCAGUGUGGAGAUAGUUGUCCUGGAGAAUAGUGCCUCUUUCUGCCCUGAAGAAAAAGUGACCAACAACCGCGGAGAGUUCAGGUGGCCUCGCACCCUGGCUGGAAUCACCUCCUACCACUUCUGUCUGCAGUUGCGCUAUCCCUCCAUCACCAUGAGUGGUGAUCAAGAGCAGAAGAAGGCCUCACGCUAUUGUGACCGCUCUGGGCGGUGGGAGGAGGGCGACUAUUCCCACUGCCUCUAUACCAAUGAUAUCACUCGAGUACUGUACAACUUCAUCCUGAUGCCCAUCAAUGCCUCCAAUGCGGUGACCUUAGCCCACCAGGUUCGCACAUACACCCUGGAGGCUGCAGAGUUCACCGAUACUGUGGAUGUACUUUAUGUGUCCCAGAUGAUGUCCAAGUUCAUGGAGUACAUCCGGCAGUCACGGGAGUUGUCAGAGAUCUUGGUGGAGAUGGGCAGUAACCUGAUGCAGGUGGAUGAUCAGAUCCUGUCCCAAGCACAGCAAGAGGAGAGGGCCUGCAGUGCCGUUGUGCACUCACUGGAAACCCUGGCCUGGCCUCAGCUCCACGGCAAUUCCCAAGACCUCUCCAUGGUCUCCCGCAACAUCGCAGUAGAGGCCCACCUGAUCCGACCCGCCCACUUCACUGGCAUGAGCUGCACAGCCUACCAAAGGCGCGAAACCUCGACUGGUAGCUCUGGACUAGAAGGGGGAGAACCAUCCAAUGAGCAGCAGCUCAGGAUCCGCUGCACCACUGGGACUCACAAUGUCUCUCUUCACACCUUCCCCCUCAAGAAUGCUGUGGCCCUGGCCUCUGUGUCGCUCCCCGCCUCCCUGUUCCCCCCAGACGCUCCCCCUGAGUGCAAGCUGCAGUUUGUGGCGUUCCGCACCGGCCGUCUCUUCCCCCUCACGGGCAACUCCAGCAGCCCGAGCGAGCAUGGCCGCCGCCGCAGUGUCAACACCCCUGUCAUCUACGUUGGCUUGGACGGGUGUCACAUGUGGAACCGGUCCGAACCUGUGACGGUGUCCCUGCGCCACAUAUCCCCGGGCAGUGACCCCACUGCGGCCCAGUGGACGCUGCAGGUCCCAGAACAGCAGGGCGGCUGGAGCCAGGAUAGCUGCCAGCUGGCUCACAGCGAUGCCGCUGUAUCCACCCUGCGCUGCUCAGUGCUCAGCAACUAUGCCGUACUCCAGAUUUCCUUUCAGAUGGUGCCAGACUUCCCCAGCACACCUGGUGUACCUGUGGAGCUCCAUCCAGUGGUCUAUACCUGCACUGCUGUGCUGCUACUGUGCCUCUUUACUAUCAUCAUCACACACAUACUGCAUCACAGCUCCAUCCACAUCAGCAGGAAGAGCUGGCAUACACUGCUUAACACUUGCUUCCACAUUGCCAUGACAACAGCUGUCUUCACGGGGGGCAUCACCUUGACGGGGUAUCCAGUGGUGUGUCGGGCGGUUGGCAUUGCCCUGCACUACUCCUCCUUGUCUACGCUGAUCUGGAUUGGAAUCAGCGCUAGGGUCAUCUACAAAGAGGCUGUCUGGAGGUUGCCCCGGCAACAGGAGGGCGAGUCUCCCCUCCCUCCCACUCAGCGGCCCAUGCUCAGGUUUUACUUAAUAGCCGGUGGGCUUCCGCUUAUCAUUUGUGGGAUAACUGCAGCUGUCAACAUCAACAACUAUGGGGAUGGUAGCCCUUACUGCUGGCUGGCGUGUCGGCAAAGUCUUGCUGCCUUCUUUGUGCCAGCAGGAUUGGCAACGUUGGUGACCUGGAUCUACCUGCUGUGCAUCGUGUCUCGCCUGCAGCGAUGGGGAUCCCAGCAGUCCAAAGAGCCCCCCAAUUCGGUCACUUCAGCCCCGGUGCCUGAGAGCCAGCCGGCGAUUGGUGGGAGCACCAGCCUGCUGUCCACAGACUCUGCAACAGGCAGCGCUCAGCCGGCACCAGUACCACAGGACCAGCACUCUCUUAAAGCUCAGUUUCUGGCCCUUGUGGCCACAUAUGCUCUGUGUGUGCUGUUGUGGAGCUGUGGGGCUCUGGCCGUGUGGCAGACGGGCCACAGCAGCCUGCUGUUCAGCUGUCUGUAUGGAGUGGCUGCCGUGGGGCUUGGCAGCUUCCUGCUAGCUCAUCACUGCCUUCUGCGUCUCGAUGUCCAGGCUGCCUGGCUGAGUUGCUGCCCGGGCUACCGCCGCUCAAGGUCCAUGACCACCUACAUGCACCCUGGAAGUGCUGGUUCAGUGGGGCAGGCCAGUGCUUCUGAACGAGGCUCACAGAUUUUUGUGAGUUGUGUGCCCCCUGGGGAAGCCCAAGGCUCUAUGUCUGCUCACUCCUCCUCUACUCCCAGUGCGGUCAGCAGCUUAGGCCCCGGACCCAGCAAGCUCACCAACCUGUUGCAGGUGGCACAGGAGAAUGCCGGUAACGCUGGCCGAGCCCCCAGCGGCACAAACGGCAGCACCAGCACCGACAACACCACCAAAGCGCCCAACAACAACUUGCUACCGACCACUGGCUCCACGACUGCUGUGCUGCCCCAGAGAAGGAAGGCUGGCGGGAGGACUAAGGGAAGCAGUGGCCAAUAUCACCAUCGAGGUGAGGGCCGAGGCCACUAUCGCCUCAGAGCCCUCAGGGGUGGUGGGGGCGGGGGCAGUGUUGGAGUUCUAGGACCCCCGGGCCAAGAACAGCACAACUUACAGCCAGCCCACAGACACGCCUCAAGUGAGAAUGGCAGUCUUCGCCACAGCCACUCAGGGAGCCAGACCAGCCCUCUUGUCAACGGGAGGCGACUAGGGGAGGCACCACCUACAAGCCCCUCGGAAGGCAGUGAUGGUGGCAGCAGUGGCAGCCGUAAGCCUUUCCCACUUCUUCCCUCAGUGGCCAGCAGGGCAGCAGCACAAAGUGCUCAGAGGCGCAGUGCCAGCCGGGAUAAUGUCAAGCUGGCAGCUAUGGCUGAAAGGGAGGCAAAGCGCAGCUCCUACCCUUUCAAUGGUGCUCCAGCAGCCCCCAAUGGAGCACUGAAGGGUUCUGGGCUGGAGCUGGACACAAGUGGCACAGACCGGUCGCAAGGUUCUGUAGGUAUGAAGGGUGGCAUCUGGAAAAGUGAGACCACUGUGUAACAUGGAUUAAUAAAAUGCUAGGCAGUCACCGAAGGAAAUCCCGUCCAUUUUUGUGUUUCUCAUAUUGUGAUUGCUGUACCCCUUUCCACAGGUUUAAAGCCUACAAAGAACGAGUAGCCAAGCAGGUCUCUUAAUGUAGCAAUGAUUUCAUGUGUCUCUUCAAGGAUUAAGGUAAUACUUUAUAAAGUUGUGAACAAUCUGGAGAGCUAGCACUUCUUAUUCAUCCGUCCUGGUAUCCUAUGCAGGGAUUAUCAGGAUAUGUGAGAAAGUGUUGAGGACUUACAUUGAGAAUAUGUACCUGCAUAUGUACUCAAAAGACUUUUUUAAAAGAUUUUAAAUAUGCUACAUAUUUCACUAUGAAAUAUACAGGAUGAA
Messenger RNA from Scleropages formosus (Asian bonytongue), 5388 nucleotides. RefSeq names its product adhesion G protein-coupled receptor A2 (gene adgra2). Lineage: Eukaryota; Metazoa; Chordata; Actinopteri; Osteoglossiformes; Osteoglossidae. The transcript has 19 exons. Gene Ontology annotation, biological process: sprouting angiogenesis; cell surface receptor signaling pathway; central nervous system development. Gene Ontology annotation, cellular component: Wnt signalosome; plasma membrane. The coding region runs from base 919 to 5013 and encodes 1364 amino acids. Gene Ontology annotation, molecular function: G protein-coupled receptor activity; protein binding. The record is from RefSeq and is a predicted model, not a curated record.